AUGGCUGAUUUGGAAAAGACUAUGCGUGGGUUCCUUUGGUGUCAAGGUCCUAUGCAAACAGGUAAGGCUAAGGUUUCUUGGAAAGCAUUAUGUGUGCCAAAAUACGAAGGAGGAUUAGGAUUGAGGAAAGUAUCUGAAAUGAAUAAAGCUUUAAUGACCUCGCAUGCUUGGAGUAUUGUCUCUCAUAGAAAAUCACUUUGGGUUGAUUGGAUUUAUGAUCACAAGCUAAGAGGAAGAAGUUUUUGGGAUAUACCUAGUCGAUCAACAGACAGUUGGAGCUGGAGAAAAAUUCUAUCCUUAAGACCCAUUAUCCGUAAUUUUAUAUGGACAAAUCUAGGGAAUGGACAAGAUACAUCAGCUUGGUAUGAUACUUGGAGUAAUAUUGGACCCUUAUCAAAUGUUUUUCGGCCGCAUGAUAUACGAAGGGCAGGAUUUUCACUUCAAGCAAAAGUAGCCGAUAUUAAUAGGAAUGGGGAAUGGAUUUGGCCAGUUGAUUGGCUAGAUUCUUUUCCCAUUCUAUCUAACAUUCCGACUUUAGUUUUGCAGGUUUGGGAUGCGGUUAAAAGUGAUGCAAACAUGCCAUCUACCUCAGGUUCUUGGAAUAAUAUCACAGCUUGGUUGAUUGCACUAGCUAAAUCACGCUCUAUAAUUCAUGUUAUUAGUAGGCUAGUUGUUGCAGCCACUGCUUACUUUAUUUGGCAGGAGAGAAACAAUAGGAUGUUUGCUAAUCAUGCUCGGCCACCCGAUAUAUUAGACAAUCUUAUCAAAGAUACCGUCCGUUCAAGAUUAUGGAGAUUGAAGUUUAAAAAGACAGCUCGAGUAGUUUCCAUACUUGAUUCUUAG
Messenger RNA from Erigeron canadensis, 843 nucleotides. RefSeq lists its product as uncharacterized. The record is from RefSeq and is a predicted model, not a curated record. The coding region runs from base 1 to 843 and encodes 280 amino acids. The transcript has 2 exons. NCBI's taxonomy places the organism in Eukaryota, Viridiplantae, Streptophyta, Magnoliopsida, Asterales, Asteraceae.